Harmonia axyridis is the source of this 2160-nucleotide messenger RNA. Its product is annotated as DDB1- and CUL4-associated factor 8-like. Gene Ontology annotation, cellular component: cytoplasm; Cul4-RING E3 ubiquitin ligase complex. The transcript is spliced from 9 exons. Gene Ontology annotation, molecular function: protein binding. The record is from RefSeq and is a predicted model, not a curated record. Lineage: Eukaryota; Metazoa; Arthropoda; Insecta; Coleoptera; Coccinellidae. The coding region runs from base 168 to 2015 and encodes 615 amino acids.
UAGCUCACAUAUAAUGAAAUUAUCUUUUUCUUUACUAAAAUUUCUCCUGGUCCUGGUGAUGUUACAUUCAUAGAUGAAAAUUUUUGUCAUUCUGUUUGUCAAAACCAAAAGAAAGUAGUAAACAUCAGAUAAGAACUCAAAAAGAAACACAGAAUAAGUGUUGGAAUAUGGAAGAAAAUAUGUCAGAUAAUGACACGGACAACAAAGAUGAAUGUGAUAACACACAACUUAAUAGAAAUAGAAAUUCAAAACGUAUAAAAAUUCAAUUUAGUCUCAACUCUGGUGAAGGGACAUCUAAUACUACUGACCAAGACAACGCUGCCAGUGCAAGUACUAGUAACGUAGAUAACUCCCCAACUCAUAGAGCAAGAGUUAAAAGUUACAGAACCAGAAACUAUCGGAAUUCCAAUAGGGAAGAUUCCAGUGCAAGUGCCAAUGAAAGCGAAGAUGAGGCUGCUGUAUCAGAAGAUGAAAAUAAUACUGAAUCAAAUUUGUCUUUUGUGGACUAUUCUUCAAGUCCUGAAAGUACAUCAACUGUGAUUCGGGAAACAGAUACAGACUCGGAAACAGAAGAACCAUCUGUUUUGAAGAAGACUAAACCAAAACAUACAUGGUAUGUAGUGCCUGAAGUUAUUAAACGCCAGCUGGGCUACAGUUCAAAAUUACACAGCGCUGAAUUAUUCAGAAAUCAGUGCUACGGUUCCUUGCACAGUGUUCAACGCUUAGAACUGAUGUAUAAAUUAGAAGAACAUUCUGGCUGUGUCAAUAGCUUAAAUUUCUAUCCAGAUGGCUCUCUCUUAGCUAGUGGUUCCGAUGAUUUGAACGUCGUCGUCUGGGAUUGGAAAGUAGGGAAAUGUCUUUUGAAAUAUCUUACCAAGCAUAGAUCAAACGUCUUCCAAAGCAAAUUUUUACAUUUGUGUGGUGACCUACAUAUUGCCACAUGCUCAAGAGAUGGACAGGUUAGAAUAGCUCGGUUAUCAAAAGAGGGAGGAGUCAGGGAAAAUAGAAAAAUAGGAAGUCAUAAGUCGGCAUGUCAUAAGUUGGCAGUGUUGCCAGAUCAACCGCAUGUCAUUUUAAGUGCAGGCGAAGAUGGUUUCGUACUCAGUCACGAUGUUAGAAAGACUAAAUCAGAUCAAAUUACCUCUGUGAAAAUGGACGGCAAAAUAGUACCGUUGUAUAGUAUCCAUGGACAUCCUCUGAGAACACACGAAUUUUGUGUAGGAGGGCAGGAUAUUAGAGUUAGGGUUUACGAUCAAAGGAAACCAGCUACUCCUCUUCAUAUCUAUAAUCCCUUCAAAACGGCUGAGCCAACUACCUACCGUAGUCUUCACAUCACGUCAGCUCAAUAUAAUUACAAUGGAGAAGAAAUAUUAGCGUCUUAUAACGAUGGAGAUAUUUAUUUAUUCAAUGCAGACAGUUUAGAAAACGAAUAUGUACAUAAAUAUGAAGGACAUAAAAACGGUGCUACAAUAAAAGGAGUGAACUUCUUCGGUCCGAAAUCGGAAUUUAUUGUUAGCGGUUCCGAUUGUGGAAAUAUAUUUUUCUGGGAAAAGAACACCGAAGCUAUCGUGCAGUGCAUGCUUGGAGAUGACAGUGGCGUUGUGAACUGUUUGGAGCCUCAUCCUAAACUUCCGUAUAUAUGUACAAGUGGAUUAGAUUGGGAUGUUAAAGUUUGGGUGCCUUCGUGUGAAACCGAACCGUCUUUAGAUAAAUUGCCGGAAAUCAUCAAAUUAAACAAGAAAAGCAGAUUUUCGAGCAUAGGUGUGGCCUCAGAUGCUCCCGUCCUAUGGAUGUUAUGGCAACAUCUCAGAAGAAGCAGCAGGACACUUAGGAGAGAAUUAAGAGAGAUGAAUUUCGGGUCAGAUGACCUGGGCAUGAGCAGUGGCAGCGGUAGUGAUGAUAUGAACGAUGAUAAUGAUGAAGGAGGCAUGAAUGAGUCCAAUGAAGAAGAGAAUGAUGAUGAUGAUGAAGAUGAACGAUCAAUCGAUUUUACAUCUGAGUGUACAACUUCGUAAUUAUAUUACUGAGAAGAAAAUCAAAUCUAUUGUUUGAAGGUUUACGAAGUCUUUUUUUUUUUUGAUUACUUAGUGUAUUCACGUUAUUCAUAGUUUGUGAAGAAAUCCUGUUGAUAUUUUAUUUAAUAAAUAUUAAUAAAUAAUA